GAAAUACAGGGAGGGAGAGGGAAGAGGAAAAUCCAGGGGGAAAAUGCACCGGAGAUCAGGCAGGGAUUGCUCAGAGUCCCUUUGCCGUUGCCUUCAUCCAGGCCUUGGAGCAGAUUUCAGGAGGGUUGGGGAGCAUCGAGAGGCCACGAUGGGAGAUUUAAAUUAUUAGAUGCUCUUGCUGAUCUGGUUCUGACGCACAAAUGCCUCAGUGGAUCCCCCUCUGACGUAAAACCACAGAGCGUCGUGACACCUUCCAGACAAUGCAAAGACCACGAGACGACCCAGAUUGUCGCCAGAUCCUGCGCACAGAUCUGUAGGCGCAGACCAUCCCCCGAUUCAAUCUAGUUUGUUAAGAAAAUUCCCAAACCCGGAUCCACGGGUGGCUUUGGGUCAUUUCUCUAAGAAAAUGCACUGCCAUCUCUGCCCCUUCUGAAUUCGCCAGCUGCUUCUCUUUGCUGCAGAUCCGGGUUGUCCACCUUAGUUCACUCUGGAACUCCAACCCUGAAAGGAGAAUGACUGACACAGAGGAAGCGCAGGAUCAUCUGGUUUUCCUGACAGGAGAGGGAGACGUCAAAAUCAAGGAAGAAAAGAGCGGUGAAGAGCUACAGGAUCGCCUGGCAAGAGAAGGAGACAUCGAAAUCGAGGAGCAAAAGAGAAGCGAAGAUCUGCUGAGAGAGAUCGAAGCGGAGAGGAUGACGAUUGUCAAGGAGUGGAAGGAGAUGCAUCAGGUUCUUGACGAACAGCAGCAGGUCCUGCUGAGCUGGCUAAAGAACGAGGUUCUCCAAGUCUCCAGGGAGACUUCCCCCCACAGUGAACCAGGAAGGGAAAAGGCACAGCAGCCGUUGCCGGGUUUACACAGCACUGGCCACAGAGACGAUACAUUCUUCCCGAAACCACAGCCGGAUUUGGGGGAACUGGAGCAGAAGCUGAGCGAUUUCUCCCACAAAAGGGCUGCUUUGCUGAAAACGCUUCUGGCAUUCAAAGAAAAUCUGCAUCUGGAGUUGAAGAAGAAUGGAGCAGGAGAAGGGCAGGUGAGCAAAAUGGAGGAUGAGAAACUUCCUGAAUCAGAAGCAGCUUCUGAGGGUGAACAUGGCUCAGAAAGAGAGCAGAGGAAGUGUCUGGACAAAGGGGAGGCGGGGAAAUCUGUUCCCUGUGAAGAAAACAACUGUGACCUUGAUGGGCACAAAAUUCAGCCAAGGACACAACAGGUCAAGAAGCAGAAGAUGUGUGGCAUGUACAGGAAGAGCUUCAGCCAGAAGUCAAACCUUAUCACACACCAGAGAACCCACACGGGCGAGAAGCCAUACAAGUGCGCAGAUUGCGGGAAGACCUUCCGCUUCCGCUCCAACCUCAUUACGCACAAGAGGAUCCACACAGGGGAGAAGCCCUUCAAGUGCCCGCUUUGCGGGAAGGGCUUCAGCAACCAGUCGGGCCUCUUCAGCCACAAAGGGACUCAUCGGGAAGAGAAGCCGUACAAGUGUGCCGAGUGCGGCAAGGGCUUCAGCAGGAGACCGAGCCUCAUUGUCCAUGAGAGAAUCCACACAGGGGACAAGCCGUACAAGUGCCCCGACUGCGGAAGAAACUUCAGCCAGAUUUCGGGCCUGAUUGCGCACGAGCGGAGCCACACGAAGGAGAAGCCGUUCAGAUGCGUGGUUUGCGACGGGUGCUUCAGCCAUGCCUCUCACCUCGCUCUGCAUGAGAUGACCCACAUGGAACAGAAGGCAUUUGAGUGCCUGGACUGCGGGGAAAGCUUUGGCCGGAAACUGGACCUCACUGCGCACCGCCGGAACCACACGGGGGAGACAUCGUACGAGUGUGCGUACUGCAGGAAGCGCUUCAGCCAGCGGCCUAGCCUGCGUGCCCAUGAAAGGACCCACUUGAAGAAGCUCUACCCAUGUGUUGAAUGCGGGAAGAGCUUCCGGAGCAGCUCCAACCUCAAGUCCCACAAAAGGACCCACGUCGGAGACAAGCCCUACAAGUGCUCAGCGUGUGGGAAAAGCUUCAAGUGGAGCUCCAACCUCAUUGCCCACGAAAGGGCCCACACUGGAGCAAAGCCUUACAGGUGCUCGGACUGUGGGAAAAGCUUCAAAGGGAGCUCAGAUCUUAGCAGACAUCAGAGAAUCCACACAGGAGAGAACUUGUGAGCAGCCCAAUUAUUAGGAAAAGUUCUUUUAAAUAAAUAGUGGUUUUGCACAGUG
This is a messenger RNA of Podarcis muralis (Common wall lizard), 2198 nucleotides long. Lineage: Eukaryota; Metazoa; Chordata; Lepidosauria; Squamata; Lacertidae. The record is from RefSeq and is a predicted model, not a curated record.